This is a messenger RNA of Vigna radiata var. radiata (mung bean), 908 nucleotides long. RefSeq names its product DNA-directed RNA polymerase II subunit RPB7. Gene Ontology annotation, cellular component: P-body; RNA polymerase II, core complex. Gene Ontology annotation, biological process: DNA-templated transcription; positive regulation of nuclear-transcribed mRNA poly(A) tail shortening; transcription initiation at RNA polymerase II promoter. The transcript is spliced from 8 exons. The record is from RefSeq and is a predicted model, not a curated record. Bases 290 to 820 code for a protein of 176 amino acids. Lineage: Eukaryota; Viridiplantae; Streptophyta; Magnoliopsida; Fabales; Fabaceae. Gene Ontology annotation, molecular function: single-stranded DNA binding; single-stranded RNA binding; translation initiation factor binding.
CAAUAGCAAUUAAAAAGGAAUUUUUUUUUUUUUUCAUGCUGGUGACAGACAGAAGAAAAGUGUGAAAUCGUCCUUUUUGUGGUGCCUCUUCUCACAGCAUUCACCGCUCCGACAAUCGUUGAGUUUUUAAUUUUAAUUAUGCAUAUCCUAUCUCACUUUGACCAUUGAAGUUCGCAUACUCAGUGUUAUUGCUCUUCUACUUCGUUGGAGUCUAUUCUUGUUCUGCUUUUUGUGGCCAGAAGUAACUGUCAAGGUUGGGUAAGAAGGGAGGAAAAGGAGAAACGCGAAAAUGUUCUUCCACAUAGUGCUGGAGCGAAAUAUGCAGCUCCAUCCACGCUACUUUGGUCGUAACCUUCGUGAUAACCUCGUUUCCAAGCUAAUGAAAGAUGUGGAAGGCACUUGCAGUGGUCGACAUGGAUUUGUGGUGGCAGUUACAGGGAUAGAAAACAUAGGGAAAGGGUUAAUUCGUGAUGGAACAGGGUUUGUGACAUUUCCAGUUAAGUACCAAUGUGUUGUCUUCAGACCAUUUAAGGGGGAGAUCUUGGAAGCUGUUGUCACCAUGGUGAACAAGAUGGGAUUUUUUGCUGAAGCUGGACCUGUACAAAUCUUUGUUUCCAACCACUUGAUUCCGGAUGAUAUGGAGUUCCAGUCUGGAGACAUGCCAAAUUACACUACUUCAGAUGGAUCUGUUAAGAUUCAAAAAGAUAGUGAAGUUAGACUAAAGAUAAUUGGGACUCGAGUGGAUGCUACUGAAAUUUUCUGCAUAGGUACCAUAAAAGAUGAUUUCUUGGGUGUGAUCAACGACCCUGCAACAGUUUAAAUACCCCUUUCUGUACUCUUAUGAUGUUAUUUAUUAAAAUUUAUUGACUACUUAUAUAUUGAUUUUAAUAUUAAAAGAAAUUAAACUA